Ictalurus punctatus (channel catfish) is the source of this 4187-nucleotide messenger RNA. It is a transcript of the gene snx25, whose product is annotated as sorting nexin 25. Gene Ontology annotation, molecular function: phosphatidylinositol binding. Gene Ontology annotation, cellular component: early endosome membrane; intracellular membrane-bounded organelle. The record is from RefSeq and is a predicted model, not a curated record. Lineage: Eukaryota; Metazoa; Chordata; Actinopteri; Siluriformes; Ictaluridae. The transcript has 19 exons. Bases 768 to 3647 code for a protein of 959 amino acids.
UAUACUACUACACAAUUUCGGGCGCACAGUCCGCUCUGAUCGUUGAUUGGUCGACAAGGAUCACGUGUGCCAUGGAUACGCGUUUCCUUCGACGAAAUGCUGUAGUGACGAAAACAAGCGUAACCUAAACAAACGCUAUUUGGAUUGUGAUAUUAUUUUGGACUAGGCGCUGUCAGCUGUGGCCUUACACUGGACUUAACAUAUCCAGAAUGGGAGGAUUUGAUGGGGUAUUAUUUUUUAUUUUUGCGUGGUUGGAAACUUGCGCACUCGCGCGAAGACACGUAAAUUAAUGUCAAUAUAGCUAUUAGCGCAGUAUACACCGGUGUUCUAAUUAGCUGAACAAAGUUGAUAAUUGGCCGUUUGGUCUUUUCUAUUUAUCCGACUUGCUCGGUGUAGACACUCGGGUUAACGCUCUGGUUGGACUUCACAUAGCGGUGGCUUCAUUUGCAUUGCUCUUGCUCUUGCACUGCACUUACUGAGUCGACUCGCAGACUGUAUACUGAACUGAACUGGCUUUGGAAACGACGUUAACUAGCUGAUUAGCGUGUGUUCUCUGUAGCUCCGCGUGUUUACUGCGUUUCACAUGUCCUCCAUAACAAAAGUAAGAUGCUAAUCAGCAGAACUGCGCGUUUUCUUUGGGUUUUCGGCGUUGAGUAGCGGUCCAACCAAAGCAGGUACAAGGUGGCUAAUGAAUGAAAGCUGGGAGAACUCGAGGGGCAUAAAGUCUGUCCUUUUCGCGCCUGUGAGGCCAUGUCAUUUCCAGCAGCAUGCAUGUUAAUGGCAGCAGCGGCGAUGGCGAAGCCCCCAUGCCCAGCCCCUCAUGCCGCCUCCUGCCCGCCAUCGCUCUGGGUAUCGCGGCGGCCGCUAUGCUCUUUCAGUCCGGAUACGGAGGACUCACUGUAACCGCGUUUUUCCUCAAGCUCUUCAUUUACGUCUCUUUCGCCCUGUUCUGCUUCCUCGUGGGCAGUUUGGGCUCGGUUGCCAAGAAGAGUCCACCCAAGAUAAUCCCAUUUGAUCCCUCCAAGAGGCAGUCGCACAAGCUGCAGGAUUUAUUCAACAGAUUAAUGGGGCAGUUUUCAGUACCACUUCUAGACUCUGCGCAGACCAGACGAGUAGUGGUGUCACACAAUGUGGACAAAGCCCUAAAAGAGGUGUUUGACUACAGCUAUAGAGAUUACAUCUUGUCAUGGUAUGUGCCUCUGAGUCGAGAUGAGGGCCAGCUGUAUCAGAUGCUGGCUGAAGAUUUCUGGGAAAUGACCAAACAGCUAAGGACCCGCCUUUCCGAGGUGGACGUGGUUAAUGUAGUUUGUAACAACAUGGUUAAGAGCCUCCAUGCCCAUUUCUGUGACCUCAAGGCCUCCAACACCAGGCAGGAAGAGUUACCCAGGGCCUUCCCGCUUCAUCCGUGUCUCUGCAGUCCCAAGGAGGAGAUGCGUUUCCUGCGCUGCUGUUCACGCCUAUUAGUUCUUUGCUUGCUGCCUUCGCGUGAUGCUCGCUCCCGCAGUCUCCGGUUCCUCCUGGUCGAGGUUAUCGCCACUAAAGUGUUAAAGCCAUUGGUGGAGGUGCUAAGCGAUCCAGACUACAUUAACCAAAUGCUGUUGGCUCAGUUGGAACAUCGGGAGCAAAUGAACGAGCACCAUAAGAAAGCGUACACGUAUGCACCGUCCUAUGAAGAGUUUAUCAAACUCAUCAGUAGCAGCUCCGAUAUUGAUUUCCUCAAACAGCUCAGGUAUCAGAUAGUUGUGGAGAUUAUUCAGGCCACCACUAUCAGCAGCAUCCCCCAGCUCAAGAAACAAAAAGAUAGUAAAGGGAAGGAGACGGCUGCUAUGAAGGCGGACUUGCUACGAGCUCGGAAUAUGAAGCGCUAUAUUAACCAGCUCACAGUGGCUAAGAAGCAGUGUGAGAAGAGGAUCCGGUUGCUGGGGGGUCCCAACUAUGAGCAGCAGGAAGAUGGGAACCAAGACGAGGGAGACGGGCCACAGGGCCAGAAGAUUCUUCAGUUUGAGGAGAUCAUGUCUAACGCUGUGUUCAGGGAGCAUUUCCGUGUGUAUAUGGAGCGUGUGGAUAAGAGAGCCCUCGUCAGUUUUUGGGAGCUGGUAGAGAUACUCAAAAGUGCUAACAAGAGUGAGGUACCACAGCUGGUAGGCGAAAUCUACCAGAACUUCUUUGUAGAGAGUCGGGAGAUCCCAGUGGAGAAAGCUCUGUAUAAGGAGAUCCAGCAGACUCUGGUGGGCAACAAAGGCACGGAUGUCUUUCACAAGAUCCAGAGUGACGUCUACGAGACAAUGAAGGAGCGAUAUUACCCCUCAUUCCUUGUGAGCGACCUGUAUGAGCGUCUUAUCAAGCGGGAGGAGCAAAGAAGCAGCUCCCAGUCCAGCAGUGAGGAAAAAGAUGAUGGCUGUCAGACCAUGGAGGGGGGAGAGGUGACUCUGGACGAGGGCACUAAAGGUAUUAACGAGCAGGCCAGUUAUGCUGCUAACAAACUCCGGCAACUCUGCGAAGGUCUGGACUACAAGCGUCAAGCACUGGGCUCCAUACAGAAUGCACCCAGACCUGACAAAAAGAUUGUGUCGCUCCUGAAAGAGGAGAUUGGGGUGAUGGAGAAGGAGCACAGCGACCUGCAGCUGCAUAUCUCGCGUACAGAUUGGUGGUGUGAGAAUCUCGGUGCAUGGAGAGCUGUGAUUAAUACAGCUGAGGCUUGUGAGGAGAAUGGCGAGCAAAUGGCGUGUUAUUCAGUAGCAGUGAGUCUGUUGGAAGGAGAGGACUCGGAGAACAGCAACUGGUGCGUCACAAGGAAGCUGAGCGAGUUUCAGGCCCUGUACAGGAAGCUGACCGAGUGUUUUCCCUCUUUGAAGAAGGUCCAGCUGCCGUCACUCAGUAAACUGCCGUUCAAGUCCAUUGACCAAAAAUUUCUUGAGAAGUCCAAAAACCAACUGAACACAUUUUUGCAGAAAAUGCUGACAGAUGAGCGUAUGUGCCAGAGUGAAGCUCUGUACGCAUUCCUCAGCCCAUCACCAGAGUACCUUAAGGUCAUCGACGUCCAAAAAAAAUCCACUUUCUCCCUCGCCUCAUUUCUGGAGAGACUGCCAGGAGACCUUUUCUCCCAUCAAGAGGAUGAGGUUGAGGAUGACAGCGAUCUCUCCGACUACGGCGAUGAGGUGGACGGGAAGAAAGAUGUUCUUGCUGAGCCCUUCUUUAUGCUCGUUGGAGAGGUGUUUGAACUCAGGGGCAUGUUCAAGUGGGUACGGAAGACACUAAUUGCACUAGUUCAAGUCACUUUCGGAAGGACGAUAAACAAGCAGAUCAGAGACACAGUUAACUGGAUCUUCAGCGAGCAGAUGAUGGUUUACUACAUUAAUAUAUUCCGAGACACGUUCUGGCCCAACGGGAAACUGGCACCACAGGAGAAAACUCGCUCAGAUGCAGCGCGCCGCAAGACCAAGGAGAGAGCACAGCAGAAACUGCUGGACAACAUUCCAGAUGCACUACAGAAUCUAGUGGGGCAGCAGAACGCUCGCUACGGGAUCAUUAAGAUUUUCAAUGCACUUCAGGAAUCCAGUGCCAACAAGCAUCUUCUUUACAUCCUGCUGGAGAUGCUCCUCAAAGAACUCUGCCCUGAGCUGAGCGACGAGCUGGAACACGUCUGAGCUCGUACACAGUCGCCUGCCGAGAGAAGGAUUCACCUCGACUUCACUUAUUUUCUGUUACUUAAACAUGCUGAAAGGAAGUUUACUUUAAGAAUCACAGAGAAAAUGCUUGACUUGGUGGCGUCGUACUACAGGACUUGACGGACAUCAUUGUUUUCUCCAUUCUUCUUCUGUUUUUCUUUCCCUUGCUGGUUUCUAACACACCAGAUCUAAUGCCGACCAACCAAGUUUGUUUGUUUCUGUUCUUUCUUUCUUUUUUUUUUGAUUGUCUGUGGGAUUUUGUUAGACCGUAAGGUCAUAAAAUGUGAAUAGUUAAUGGAAUGAGUGUUGUUCUUGCUUAAAAAGAGAAAAUGAAAACCUGGACCUCUUGAAUCUCUCUACCUACAUUACAGUACAUGUUGUGGUCAUUAUGAAGGCUUUUAAUUGUGCAAUGUACCAUGUAAUGUUAUUGUGCUAGUUUCAUUUGUGAUAUGAUUAUUAGAUUUUAUUUUUACCAAUAAUAGAUUAGAGCAUUUAUAAGCAAUAAAUUGCAAAAGAAUA